AUGGGCUUUGGAGGCACGCUCCGUGGAUUCUUCGAGCGUGGCGAGUUCCAGGAAAACGCGCCGAUGUUUGAAGCGGCCAUACGCUUUAGGUGGGAGGCAGCCCUUCUCGCAGACUACAUUCUCGAGUUGUUUGACCUUCCUGCUCCUGGUAAGGAGAUUUGCAUCAUGUGGAACCGGGUUUUAUGGAUUGAACAUAAACUGGAGACAAUGCCAAUACCCGAUUUGGAGGCACGUUGGAAGAAGAUGUACAACUCCCUUUCCGGUUAUUUUGAAACUCCUUGCUUGAGAGAGCAAGGCCCACCUUUUUACCGACCACUGCAUUAUUUGAUCGCGACCUGUUUGGAAGCUGACAAACAGGAGCAUGAGACAACUGCUAUAAUCUCUGCCAUUGGAGAUUUCAUGAGCACAGUUCGGAUGUUUUACCAGCAACGUCUAUGUGAGGACCAAGAAGUUCGUGGUAGAGGCCGCGAGUGGCUAAAAUCCAUCGGUCGACGGGCUCGCAAGUCCCUCUCGCCGCGUAAAAUGACACGCCACUCAACGUCCGUCUCUUGCUAA
Penicillium mononematosum is the source of this 555-nucleotide messenger RNA. RefSeq lists its product as uncharacterized. The record is from RefSeq and is a predicted model, not a curated record. NCBI's taxonomy places the organism in Eukaryota, Fungi, Ascomycota, Eurotiomycetes, Eurotiales, Aspergillaceae. The coding region runs from base 1 to 555 and encodes 184 amino acids. The transcript has a single exon.